UCAAGUCCUCAGGAACGGGUGGACGAGACGGACCCUAAAACCACCACAGGGCUUUGACAUCAAGUGCAUGGCCUCAAUCACCCAGACACAGACGCAUGCAUGCUCACGCAGAAUCGCGCGCAGCAGGCGGAUGCGCGCAUACACACUCUCUUCUCUCUCUCACACACACACACACACACACACACACACACACUCACACAUACACACACACACACACACACAUACUCACACACCCUUCCUGGAGGUGCUGGGAGCAGCUGCAGCAUUAGCGUUGAAAGAGAUUCGCCGUUGACUGGAGUUUGCAUCCCCCCCUGUUAAUGAAUGGAUGCUACGGCGAUCGGCUCGGGAGCUUCUUCCUUUGGAUUGCGGGGAACGGUGGAUAUCUAUUCUUGAAUUUAUUUAUUUAUUUCUAUGCUCUCCAUUUUUUUCUCCCCACCCUCUCCUGGUGUGCUGUUGUCGAAAGGACGAUGGGGUCUUGUGCUUGAUCGGAUAAAGAUGGAGGUGAACGUGGCGUCUCCGGUGCUUGGCAUACUAUUGAGGUUUCACUGCCCGUUAGGGUGAAUGGAGCUUUUAUUUCAGUUUUUUUUUUAAGUGGGCUCUUUUGUUUUCCGGGGAUCGGCCGAGCACUCCUGUGGUGAAUUGAGCUAUUGUCGAAGACUGGGCCUCUUAAGCUUUGAAUCUUUGACCAUCCAUCCAUCCCCUACCUUCCUUCCCCUGUUACUUUCUACUCAAAAGGAACAAGCGGAUCCCAAAACCUCCACUGAAAUCUCUCCUUACCGUCCUCCUUGCUUCCAAUGCCCCAUUUCCCUCAUCUCUACCCCUGCCCCCCCACCUCUCUCCUGCUCCCUCCUCCCACAUCAGAGCGGCUACGUAAUGUGCCUCCCUACGCAUGCAAAUGGGGAUGCUACAAAUGGUGGCUGGGACUGAUGCCGAUGAAAGGGUGAUGCCUCGCGCAAUCACCUGCACCUCCACCGCCGCUGCCGUCACUCCAGAUCAGCCUGGGAGAGCCCAGCAGCCGAUGACAACCACCCACAGUGCGAACACAGUCGUUUGUAGCUUGCUUGUGGAUGUAAAUGAGACGUGUGGAUGUGUGUGAAGGUGCACACUGGUUCCUGCCAUGUCUGGUGUGUGAUCGCUCUAGCGGGACGUUCUUACUGAUGCGGGGGAGGCACUGAGCCUGAGGUUGGUCGACCUCCCCCUGCACCCCCCCUUCCCACUUCCCUCCUUCCUUCCCCUCCUCCCCAUUCCUCCCCCCUCCUUAUCCCAGAAGCCCCCGGGGUUGAAGGCCACCUGGUUAAAGGGGUGACGAUGAAGAAGAACCGUAGCAGCAAUCUGCGGCGGGCCUGGCCCAGCUCGGAGCUUACCGAACGCCCGCUGGAGCACAAUCUCUCCCGUAGUGAGAAAGACAUCCGUGUGCAGAAGCAGCAUCUUCCUCCCCCUCCUCCUCCUCAUUUCUCUCCGUCCCCGCCAAGUUAUCGUGCGCCAGGUGACGUGUCUCCGAUCAGUAUGUCACCUAUCAGCCAGUCACAGUUCAUCCCGCUGGGGGAGAUCUUGUGCCUGGCCAUCUCUGCUAUGAACUCUGCCCACAAGCCUGUCAACCAGGAGGCUCUGGUGGAGCACCUCACUGCCAGCUUCCCAGGCGUGCCUACACCCAGCUCGGAGGUUCUGCGACAUACCCUGAACAUGCUGGUGCGAGAGAGGAAGAUCUAUCCAACUCCAGAGGGCUACUUCAUUGUCACUCCCCAGACCUACUUUAUCACUCCCUCCCUCAUCAGAACCAACAACAAGUGGUAUCACCUGGAUGAUCGGCUGCAAGAGCGCCAACCGCAACAGCAGCAGCAGCAGCAGCAGCAGCAACCUCAGCAAUGCACUUCGCCUCAGUCUGGCAACGUCACACCAUCCACACCUGGCUGCUUGAGAGAGAGGCCUGCACGAAAGAAUCAUAAUGACUCAUAUAAUUCCUAUCGCGAAGACCCGCCCAGACAUCACGCCUCUGCGCUCCAAAGUAAGUCACCAAAGGAGCACAGGGGAGAUUCCUAUCAAAGUAAACCGCCCAAGGACCACAAUGGUGGAGAACCUCCACCGAGCACGUCAGCCAAGGAGCACCGAGGAGAACCGCCGUCAUACCCCUAUCCCCCUCUCCCCACUUCCCCUCCUGUCCAGCAACCGCCGCCUCAAGAGCCAGCCGAUAAGAGCAAAAGCAUCACUUCUUUCCCUUAUAAAACUGACACUCUGACCAAAAAGAAAGAAGGAAGUGGUGGCAGCGGAAGUGGUGAGAAGCAGUCCAAAAGGUUUGGGCUCAGACUCUUCAGACUGAGUUUCAAGAAGGACAAAAUGAGACAGUUGGCCACCUUCUCAGCCCAGUUCCCCCCAGAGGAGUGGCCUCUUCGUGACGAGGAUGUGCCAACCACACCCAUCCCCCGAGAGGUGGAGAUGGAGAUUAUCCGCCGAAUCAACCCAGACCUAACAGUGGAGAAUGUGGCAAGGCACACCGCUGUGAUGAAGAGGCUGGAGGAAGAGCGUACGCAAAAGAACAAGGCGGGGUCUUCGGCCCAGCACAGUGCACGCAGCAGGAGGGGGAGGGGCCACAGGAGAGCGCCACAUGGUAAGUCCCGCUCACACAGCAAACCCCGAACCUCCAGGGGAGACCCGUCCGAGGGUUCAAACUGGGACCUGGUGUUCAUGGAAAGGGAUUACCGCUUCUUUAGCCACUCGUUAGUCCGCUCGCCUCGGGAGGCCAUGUACACCAUGGAGCGCAGGCGAAGUGGAGGCGCAGCGUACCUGGUCCAUAGUAACCCCAACAUUACUGAAUCGUACUGCCCUGUUACCCCUGAGUGGGAUGUGUCUGGGGAGCUAGCUAAGAGGAGAACGGAGAUGCCCUUCCCUGAGCCCUCACGUGGGACGUGCCAGUCCAGAGUGCAAAGAAGUCACAGUCACAAUCAGGACAGGAAGUCGCGGCACGAGAGGUCAGAUCAAGCUAAAGAACGCUCUCGGUCCAUGGACAACUCCCUCAAGGGCCCGACACUGGGGGCGCCAGAAGACUUUGACCCCAGUCUUGAGGAGCGUAGUCAUUACUACACUGAUGACGGCACCCUGCGGGCCACGCAGAAGUCCUCCCACUACUCAAGGAUCAUGUUCUCUGCUGCUAAGUUCCACUCUGAUUUUAAUGUGCCUGAUUUGGGGAAAGGGAGUUUGGACGAGUCAAGGAUCCGGAGUACGAUGGAGAGGAACAAAAGCAGAGACAGCUUGCCAACGUACAAUGAGCUAAUGGGACUUUCUCCUAAGCCCUCAACAGAUGAGUACUUCCAGUGCAAUACGUCAAAUGAAACAAUCCUAACUGCCCCUUCGCCUCAGGCAAAAUCAGAAUAUGACACAUUAACCUCAUCAGGGGGACUCCGAAAGGGCUCUCCGGCUGACCGCCAAACGCCUCACCUCACCUCUCCUCACACGAUGGAGUACAAAGAGGAAUUGUCGGCAGCAAAGGGACAGAACGGCUCGGUCCGACUAACGCCAAGCCAGACGCCAGAGCCGGUGCAAAAUGCCCGUUUGACGCCACACCAACACAAUGUAGAUCCUGGAGGGGGAGGAGGUGGUAUAGUGAUCAAGAGGAAAGAGAUCUUCAGCAAGGACACUUUGUUCAAACCUCCACACAAUGCCUUGUCCACAGGCUACGUGGACAGCAGCUACACCAAGUCCGGCACAUUGCGGAAAGCCUCACAUGCCAAAUCAACAGAGGCCCUUGACAAUCCUGAGCCCCAGCAGCCUUCCAAUUCAGCCACUUCCUCAGCGUCACCUGCAGUUUUACAGGGCUGCUUAGAGCCAACAGUCCCCUCAGCCUCCUUUGACUAUUAUAAUGUAUCAGAUGAUGAAGAAGAAGAAGAGGCAGAGGAGGACUCGCACAAAGAGUUGGCGACGGCAGAGGACAACAAAGACCACGGGGAAGGGGGUGGUAACGGUGGAGGCAGUGGUGGCGGCGGGGAGGGAACCAUGCAGUGGCUACUGGAGCGGGAGAAGGACCAUGAUCUGCAGCGGAAACUGGAGACCAAUCUGACCUUACUCAGCCCCAAGGAGACCGAGAACAGCAGCAGCCAGAAGUCGGCCCACUCUGCCCGUUUAGACAGCAUGGACAGCAGCAGUGUCACGGUGGACAGUGGAUUCAACUCCCCUAGGACACGUGAAAGCCUUGCAUCCAACACAUCCAGCAUUGUGGAAAGCAAUAGACGGCAGAAUCCAGCACUGAGCCCUGGCCACAUUGGCACCAGUAGUAUCGGACUGCCAUUCAGCUUUCGCGCCAUCCCGGAACCCCCCACCACGCAGCCUGAGAAACUCCAGAAGUCAUCGAACUGCCUGGCCUCCAUCACCAGCGUCUGACAGGCAGCACAGACUGAGACCAUUGAAGGUGGUGGAGGAGAGAGGACGUGAGGUGUUUCACCAUUUUGACCCUCACUUUCCUCAACCAAUACACACGCAUACACACACACACACAUCUUCAGACUCCUGAGAAUCCAUUUACUGGGACUGUUACAAAAACAGGCAUGGCUUCAAGAGACUGUUCCCACAGCUUCAAGAACUUUACUGCAAAAAAGAGAAGAAAAACAAGAGAAUAUCAAGACCACUGUAGGUGAAGAAACCUACCUGAAGUACUUUGAUUUUGGUGACAUGGACUCUAGUUUGGCUUAUAUCAAGAUUCUUGAUUAUUGGUAUUGGAAAGUAGUAGACUAUAGGAUUCAAGUUACAUUUGGAAAUAUCAAAAACUUUUUAUAUUACUUAACAAUACAUGUCCAAUUAAAUGUUCUCCUUCCUGAAAUAGCGUCGGUUCUUCAGGACGAUUCAAUGUAUCAGCACAAUGUCGAGACAAUAAACAUUGAUCCUGAGAACAACGAAUGAAAGAUAUAAAAACAUAAAUCAGCUCAGAUUUGUGUACCGCAAUGCAAAUGAUGUAUGUAUACUCGAUACUUUUGAUAUCCUAAUUAUUAUAAUGGUGGUAUUAAAGAUGCUAUGUGACCAAAAUGAGCUGCACCUCAUCCAUCACAUAUACACUACAGAACACUGAAGGUACUUCACAAAACAAUCGAUGUUCAUUUAGUAGCUGCUGUGGAGCUUUUGGUUGUAUCACAUGAUCUUCCUCAGCAGAUGGAGUUUGCUCAGUUAAAAUGUCCAUUUAUUUGAGCACUUUAACGACGUUUAUUGUCCAGGUUAGAUUCAAAGUUAAGAUUGAAACUUCAUUUUUGACCUUGGAAACAGCAGUUGACAAAAUAAUCUCACCACCACGUUCAUUUAGUAGCUGCUCUGGAGCUUUCAGUUGUAUCGCAUGAUCUUCUUCAGCAGAUUGAGUUUGCCCAGUUCAAAUUUCCAUUUAUUUGAGCACUUACAGGACUUUUUUCAUCCAUGUUAGCUGAAAGGUUGAGAUUGAAACUUCAUUCUUCACCAUGGAAACAGCAGUUAUGAAAACAAUUGUACCACAAGUUCCAUUAAGUAGCUCUUCUGGAGCUUUCAGUCAUAUGACAUGAUCCUCCUCAGCAGACUGAGUUUGCCCAGUUGUCAUGGAAUUGUAGAUAUUGUGGUGAGAUUGUUUUGUCGACUAGUGUUUCCAAGGUCAACUUUUAAUCUCAUUACAUGUACUUUUUUUAUAAAGAGGAAUUGACUUUAACAUUUUAACAGGUUCCUGGAGUCUCAAGAGUGGGAUUAUAGAAUAGUUUGGGUUUAUGUUGGUAAUUCUGACCUUUUCGCUUUUCUUUUAUUUCUGUUAUUUUUCCUUGUGUUCCAGUUUUCACCUCACUGCUUCCUGAAGGUAUACACGUGGUGCACUGUGGAAAAUGUAGGCAGAAUGACAGAUAGUGUGAAUACAGCUGCUACAAUGUCAUUAGACUCAACUGUCAUAGAUGUUAAAAUGGUCAGUUCACCCAGAUUCCAGCAUUUUCUAUUUUCAGAAGAAAUGGUUUUUCGAUUACAAAAUGUUGAUAGUGCAGUAUGUAUCAUCCAAGAGUAAGGAGGACAUUGUUUCUGGAAGUUUUUUAAAUGUUGUUUUCCAAUGCAUGUUGUUACAAACUUGGAUCAGGCUUGUAACAAGAGAUGGAGUCCACACACACACACAAAGGGUUCUAAUGCUAAUUAAGUUUAUUUCACUAAUAAGGUAGAGUGUGGGGAUAUGGAAGGAGUGAGUGGUGUAAAGCAUUUCCGGAUGAGUGGAGGUAUGUGUGUAGUGUUGUAUAUGUGGUGCAAAGCAAAAGGAACUACAGAGUUGUGGAGAACAUGAGAUGAUUUUGAGGCUGCCUGGCAAGAGUAAAUCUUCAUACGUGUACAAAUAAGACUUCAGGUACUGAUACAUAGAAGCAGGAACAGUGAUGACUUUAUAAUGAAAAGUGUUUACUGGUUGCAUGAUUUCUUCAUGAGUCACUUGCAAAAAAAAAGCUCUGCAGGGGUUCAUCAGGUUCUCUGAAUUUAAAAAAAGACAUUCUUAAAAAUACAUUUCACAUUGCUCCUGCUCCUAUAAG
Thunnus maccoyii (southern bluefin tuna) is the source of this 6494-nucleotide messenger RNA. It is a transcript of the gene stox2a, whose product is annotated as storkhead box 2a. Gene Ontology annotation, cellular component: cytoplasm; nucleus. The record is from RefSeq and is a predicted model, not a curated record. The transcript is spliced from 5 exons. Lineage: Eukaryota; Metazoa; Chordata; Actinopteri; Scombriformes; Scombridae. The coding region runs from base 1309 to 4371 and encodes 1020 amino acids. Gene Ontology annotation, molecular function: RNA polymerase II transcription regulatory region sequence-specific DNA binding; DNA-binding transcription activator activity, RNA polymerase II-specific. Gene Ontology annotation, biological process: positive regulation of transcription by RNA polymerase II.